Messenger RNA from Carcharodon carcharias (great white shark), 3404 nucleotides. RefSeq names its product lysyl oxidase-like 4 (gene loxl4). Bases 174 to 2459 code for a protein of 761 amino acids. Gene Ontology annotation, cellular component: membrane. The record is from RefSeq and is a predicted model, not a curated record. Lineage: Eukaryota; Metazoa; Chordata; Chondrichthyes; Lamniformes; Lamnidae. Gene Ontology annotation, molecular function: copper ion binding; protein-lysine 6-oxidase activity. The transcript is spliced from 15 exons. Gene Ontology annotation, biological process: peptidyl-lysine oxidation.
UUACAGUCUGUUAAAGUGACUCUGGAGUGUGUGUGUGUGUCCAGAUCUGUCAAACACUCUGCUGGUUGCUUGCUGCUGCUUCUGGGAGCCGAACGUCACUGAUUCAACUCGAUUUCCAGUGGACGGACCUUGUGUUCCAAAGCAUUAACCUGAGCCCCAGUGGCAAGGUCACAAUGAAAGGUGCUCAGCCGGACCUGCUCCUUGGCGCUGUGCUUCUCCUCUGCAGCUCGCUUCACCUCUGCAGCGCCAGAACUGCAUCAGGCCAGGCACCGGAGCAGAAGGAAAUCAUGAUUCGCCUGGCGGGAGAGAAGCGGACACAUCAUGAAGGGCGGGUGGAGGUUUUCUACGACGGGACAUGGGGAACAGUGUGCGACGAUGACUUCAACCUUGCCGCCGCCGGGGUGAUAUGCCAAGAACUGGGCUAUGAGAGUGCACUCGCCUGGGCCCACAGUGCAAAGUAUGGACAAGGGAAAGGUCCCAUCUGGCUGGACAAUGUGAAAUGUCGGGGUGAUGAGGCAUCUAUUGCUGCGUGUGAAUCUAACGGCUGGGGUGUUAAUGACUGCAAGCACAGCGAGGAUGUUGGGGUUGUCUGCUCGGGGAAACAGCUUGCUGGAUUUGAGCGCAAAGAGGCCUCCAAACUUCAGGACCAGAACAAGGUGGAUGAAGUCCGCAUUCGGCCGGUUUUGGCCUCUGCCAGGAGACGUAACCCGAUCACUGAAGGCGUGGUGGAGGUGAAGUAUCAGGGCAAGUGGAAGCAGGUCUGCAAUGUUGGCUGGAACUUCAACAACAGCAGGGUGGUGUGUGGAAUGCUGGGCUUCCCAGGAGAGCUCCCAGUGAACAUGAAGAUUUACAGGAAGUUGUGGGAUCAAAAGAUGAAGAACCCCAAAGCCAGGCUUUACUCAGCCACCCAGAAGAAGAGCUUCUGGAUCCACAAGGUGUCGUGCAACGGCAGCGAGUCACAUCUGACCCAGUGCACGAUCGAGGCUUCUGCUGGGAAGAAGCGGCACCCUUGUGAAAACGGGAUGCACGCGGUGAUAAGCUGUGUGGCAGGGCCCGCGUUCGCACAAGGAAGUGGGAAUCGCUUCAGGAAGGCCUACCAAGCUGAGCAACCUCUUGUGCGUCUGAAGGGCGGAGCGCAGACUGGCGAAGGAAGAGUAGAAGUCCUGAAAAACGGCAAAUGGGGAACUGUCUGUGAUGACCGGUGGAACCUUCUGUCUGCCAGCGUCGUGUGUCGAGAGUUGGGUUAUGGCACCGCAAGAGAGGCGCUAACUGGAGCAUGGCUAGGCCAAGGUGUGGGCCCCAUCCAUAUGAAUGAAGUGUCUUGCAGUGGCUUUGAGAGAUCCCUAACUGACUGUAACUUCCAGCAAGUGGGCAGCGGGAACUGUAAGCACGAAGAAGAUGCAGCUGUCCGAUGCAACAUUCCACAAAUGGGACUCAAGAAUAAGAUCCGUUUGAAUGGCGGUCGUAACUCAUUUGAAGGCCGUGUGGAGAUUCUGGUGGAAGUCAACGGCACAGUGACAUGGGGCACUGUGUGUGGUGAGAAUUGGAGACUGACCGAGGCUAUGGUAGUGUGCCGACAACUGGGCUUAGGCUUUGCCAACCAUGCAUUGCAGGAAACCUGGUACUGGCGGGGAGACCAUACCACAGACAACGUCGUCCUGAGCGGGACCACUUGCUCUGGAACAGAGCUGUCAAUCUUCCAGUGUUCUCAUCACCGUGGCCAUGUUGAGUGCCCGCGAGGUGGGGGACGUUUCGCUGCUGGAGUCAUCUGUGCCGAGACUGUUCCUGACCUUGUGCUGGAUGCCCAGUUAGCUCAGGAGUCCGCGUACCUCGAGGAUCGGCCCCUCCACAUGCUCUACUGUGCCCAUGAGGAAGGCUGCCUGUCAAAGUCAGCCGACGGAAUGAACUGGCCACAUGGACAUCGCCGGCUGCUUCGCUUCUCCUCACGGAUACUGAACAUCGGCAGGUCAGAUUUUAGACCAAAGGCUGGACGACACGCCUGGAUCUGGCACAGCUGUCACGGACACUAUCACAGCAUGGAGGUCUUCACGCACUAUGACCUUUUGACCCUGAAUGGCAGCAAGGUCGCAGAAGGACACAAAGCAAGCUUCUGUCUAGAAGACUCAGACUGUGAAAGAGGCAUCUACAAACGAUAUGCAUGUGCCAACUUCGGGGAUCAAGGUGUCACCGUGGGUUGCUGGGACCUCUACCGCCAUGACAUCGACUGUCAGUGGAUAGACGUCACUGAUGUUAAACCAGGAAACUACGUCUUUCAGGUCCACAUCAAUCCCAAUGCGGAAGUGGCCGAGUCAGAUUUCUCCAACAAUAUUGUGAAGUGCCGGUGUAGAUAUGAUGGUUUCCGUAUCUGGAUGUAUGGUUGCCACACAGGUGAUGCCUUCAGCACUGCAAUUGAGGACCAAUUUGAACAUCAGCUUGCCUUGUCCAACAACGUGUCUUAACAGGAGAGACGUCACUUUCAAUACCAGGCAAUACCUCGGACCUCCUGCCCUGGAUAUGUGCCCUCACCCCAUUCAGAAUUAGGCUACCAUUUGGGCUAUCCAUGUGACUCAGUUGAGGAAAAAGUCAGCAACUGAAUGGGUUUUGGGAAUACAGUCUGAUUGUGCACUAGGAACUUGUGGUCAUGUCCCAGUUGAAAUGAUAAAAGUCGUUGGGGGUAAUCUUGGCUUUUAGCACCAGGCAAGAAAAAAAAGGGCGCAAGGUUUUUUUUUGCCUGAUGAGAAAAGUCAAUAAUAACCCUCUCUCUGUGUGUGGUUUAUUUUUCUUCUGUUUUUAAAUUUUAUUCAAAGUGGAUUUCAUAACCUCAAUACUUGCACAUUGAAUUAUUUGAGGAUAUUUUUUGAAAGAUCUAUAUAAAUAUAUAAUAAACAAAAGGGAAUGUACACGGUGUUCACAUUCUAUCAGGCAUUUUUCACUCUUUGGUGUAGCUGGUGUUAUGUUACAGUAUAACGGAAAAGGUCUGCUGUAACUGUUAAAUAUUACCUGGUUAACUUCAACAGAAUUCACAAGGUAAAUGGAAUUAAAGCGAUGGUAAUACACUCCCCAUUGUUUAUGGAGGGUGUAUUCCUGCACAUGCGAUUUGCCCACUAUAUAUGAUAGCCAAUAUGACGAGCUGGUGCUAUUACAGGGAACAUGCAAUUGUCCCCCUGGAUGUACUGAGGAGGCCAGUUAACUGCUGGCUGCAUCAGGUUCCCAGAGUCCACAGUAUUUUGCUAGAGGAGUAGUACGUGGUUCAGAAUAACAUCAACAACACAGAUUUGAUUCUCAUUCCGGCUGAGGGCAGACUUGCCUCCUAGACCAUAAGGAGCAGAAGUAGGUCAUUCGGCCCAUCGAGUCUGCUCCGCCAUUCAAUGAUCUGAUAACUCUCAUCUCCACUUUCUUGCCUU